AUGGUCCUAAACAAAGUGUAUGCAGUGUGCUCGAUCCUCAUUACCAUAAUCUCCUCGUGCCUUUGCUCAGCCGUAAUCUACAUAUCCUAUCACAUGUACAAACAUAACCGAAAACUGGAAUACACAUUUAUCAUGGCCUUCAACGCCGUCGUCGAUAUGCUGUACUCUCUCGUCUUCAGUGUGCCUAUAAUGGUAAGUUGGGGUUGUUGCACUGAUGUUUCAAUGAUUUUAUCAGUCUGUCGGGAAAAUAGUGAGCGCCCUGUCGCAUCGAAAAUCGCAUCACCGCCAUGAAAGUGAAUUUUGUCGCGGGAAAAUCAAAUUGCUUUUCACUACAGCGACGCGGAUCGGCUCAGCGAUAAUGUGCUCAUUAUUUUAUUUUUGACUGGUAACUUGUUCAUAAAGUGCAUGAACAUUUUUUGGCUUUCACACAGUGCAUUUUGAACUUUUUCCCACGCUUGUCGCCAAUACACAGUGCAUUUUCCUCUUUCCUCUUUUCGCACAGUGCAACCUCAAAAAAAACCGUUUGCACUGUGCAAUUUUCUGAGCAAAGCAUUGGCGACGCAGUUGAAACAAAAAACAAAAAAAGAUAAAAAAGGCGCGUCGCAGCGUUAUUUCAAAUUCACAGCGCAAAAAAUGUAUGCACGGUGCAAAUGGGGGUGUUUUUGCACGGUGCAGUGUGUGAAAAAUGAUAAUAUUACAUAAUAAUAAUAAUAUUACUAGUUUUUUCAUAAAGUGCAUGGAUACUUCAUCGUUUUUGCACAGUGCAUUUUGAACUUUUUCUACCGGAAAUUCCUGGCGCCACGAAGCGUUAUUUCGCACUAUGUAAAAUACAAAAAAACAUCGAAGAAGUGCACGGUGCAAGAUGGGAAUUCUUUUUGCACGGUCCGGGGCGCGACAAAUGUCUAUGCACUUUAUGAAAAAUAUAUUACGACUUUUCAAAAGUACGUAGACUUUUUUUGUAGCUCGCACCGUGCACAAAACCCCUUUUUGCAGCGUGCAUUUGAACUGGAGAUUUGCACUGUGCGGUGCAAAAAAAAGGCCGAAAAUUCUGCGGACUUUAUGAAAAUACAAGAUACCCAACUUUUUUUCAGAGCUCCAUAUCAGUCAACUACAAGCUGUACAUCCUCAUCGAGAACCCGUGGAUGCAGCGGAUCUCCACGUUUUCGCUGCGCCUGCUGAUCAUGCUGCAGGGAGUGAUGGCGUUGGCGAUCGCGGCCUGCAACGCGGUCCACUUCUACUACCGGUAUCGAAUGUUGUGCAAGGAGGACGCGUGGUCCAAGACAAAGUACACCGCCGUCUACAUGGUGAUCAUGGUGUACAUCUUUGUGGCCGGCUUAAACUUCUCCUUUGGCGGCUACGAUCAGACCGCAGAAAGUGUGGAAGAGGUGUCAAAGGAGUUGCCGAUGGGAAGCCUGGUGCCGAGACAUCUCGUGAUUGACCAGGUAAGAAAAAAAGUGAAAAUAAUCCAGUUCUUGUAAGCAUGAGCGAGAAUACUCUGUAUGCAUGAUCUACUAGUCUGUCGGGAAAAUAAUAAGCAAUCUGUCGCAACGAAAAUCGCAUGGCCGCCGAGAAAAUGAAUUGUGUCGCGCCAAAAUGAAAUUUCUUUUCACUUCAGCGAUGCGAUUGGCGCAGCGGCAGAGUGCUGAUUAUUUUUCCGACACACUAGCAAAAGAAUGUAGUUCAUUUCAAAGGAAGUAUCCCAAGUGCGACGCUUAGAUUUCCUAUAAAUUUUGAAGAAACAUUGGGUACACUAUACAUGUUUUUUUUCACUCAAAACUGAAUAUUAGUAUUUUCAUAAAGUGCAUGGAGUUUGCAAGAAAAACGAUCCACUGUACGGUUCAUUUGAUUUUUCAAACAAAAUCGCUGCAACGCAAGCUGUUCUUGGCUUUAUGCCGCCGCGAAAUUUGAGACAAUUGCACAGCGAAAAUGCACAAUGUAAAAAUCCAUGCACUUUAUGAAAAUUCUAACAGACUUUUUUGCGCACUGUGCAUUUUGCCAUCUUUUCGCACAGUGCAGGAUUUUCAAACAUUUUGCACUGUGCAUUUUUUCAAUCGCGAGAAAAAAACCGCUUCAGGGACGCCUCAACGACUCGGUAGCAAAUUGAUUUUAUCGCGCGAUAUUUCAGUCGCACAGUGCAAAAUUUCAGGUGCACGGUGCAAAAUGCGGGUUUUUGCACGGUGCGGCCCGGCAACAAAAAAGUCUACGGACUUUUGAAACAGCGUGGUACUAGGCUAUUUAUAGGCAGUGUAGAUGUUUUUUCUGCUUUUUUGAGGUAUUCAACGUCAAGGAGAGAAACGCUUUUUGACCGGAAAUAUGAAAUUUUUUUGUGAGAAAAUCAUUUUUUUGGAAACAUUGUCAUUCGCGGUAAAAAUAGGUGCGAAACUUUUCAUGCAAAACUUCCUGCCCUUUUAAUUUCACCACAGGGCAUAGAACAGCUUUUCCAAAUUUGGUUUCUCAAGCGUGAGGUUCAAAAAUAGUUGAACUUGCCCUUUUAGGGGUGUGUAGGCGUUUUACAUUGGCUUUGGAAGGUAUAUCUUCUGCUUUAGAAACAACCCAUGUUCUACCUGGUCAUCUUCUCCAUCGAACUGCUCUUCCUCGCCGAGUACGGCGUGAUUAUUUUCUGCGGGAUUCGAAUUGUGCAGAAAAUGCGACAACGGCUCGGUUUGAAGCUGGUCAGUUCGACGCGAAAAGUGCAAAGAUACGUUGUCAAGGUGAUGAUUCUACAAGUAGGUUCAAUUCUUCGAACACUAACAAUGUUACACAUCAUCAGCAGUUCGUUGAAGACGAAUUUGCAUAGACUUACAAUAUAGUUUGUCUAUUUUCAGGCACUCUACCCCUUGCUGGUCUACUUUAUCCCCAUAAUAUUCGCGACUGCCCUGCUGGCGAUGGGUACCGGCUUCAGGAACGUGAGCUGUGUGGUUCGGUUCACGAUGCAACUCCUCUCCGCCUUGAACUGUAUAUCGGUGCUGAUCCUGAUCCCCGCCUACAGGAACGCCAUCUUCAGCGGAUCCUCGGGCCGCGGCGAUGUGGUCGGCUCCGAGGACGAGAAUCUGCAAUAG
This is a messenger RNA of Bursaphelenchus xylophilus (pine wood nematode), 3059 nucleotides long. The record is from the annotation of a GenBank genome assembly. NCBI's taxonomy places the organism in Eukaryota, Metazoa, Nematoda, Chromadorea, Rhabditida, Aphelenchoididae.